AUGCAGGGUCGCUUGAAAGAUCCAUCCUUGGGCCUCCGAACGGCUGUGGCAGUGGCCGCGUUGCUGCUCUGUCGAUUUCCAGCGUGUUUGGCUGCUGCUGCUGGUGCAGCUUGCGAUUUUCUGGCAAUCUUCAACUUCGGAAGCUCGAACUCCGACACGGGCGGGUUGUCGGCGGUGCUUGGGCAGGUCCCGCCGCCAAAUGGGGAGACGUAUUUCCACAAGCCGUCAGGGAGGUACUGCGACGGACGCUUGCUCAUUGAUUUUAUAGCGGAAGAUUUGAGAUUGCCUCAUCUGAGUGCAUAUUUGGACUCUGUCGGUUCGAAUUUCAGUCAUGGAGCCAAUUUCGCCGUGGCCGGAUCAUCAAUCAGACCACAGACCACGAUCCAGGGCGGAUAUAUUCCAAUCUCACUAAACGUUCAGCUUGUCGAGUUCUCUGACUUUCUCCUGAGAUCAUGAAUAUUUCGGUCAGGAUGCGUAUUCUCGAGAUUAUUGCCACAAGAAGAGUACUUCUCUAGGGCUUUGUACACAUUCGAAAUUGGCCAAAACGAUCUCACCUCUGGAUUGAAGCAGAACAGGACCAUCGAUCAGAUAAAGGCGGACAUUCCUGAUGUGAUGACUCAGUUCUCAGAUGCCAUAAAGAAAGUAUAUGCUCAAGGAGGAAGGUCAUUCUGGAUACAAAACACAGGCCCGUUGGGGUGUUCAAUCUUCAUCAUGGACCAGUAUCAUCGAGAAGCUCAGGAGGAUGAACAUGGUUGUUUGAGACCUUUCAAUGAGUUGGCUCAGUACUUCAACACCAAAUUGAAGCAGGCAAUGAAUUCACUCAGGACAGAGCUUCCUCUGGCGGCAAUAACAUAUGUUGAUGUCUACUCUGUGAAGUACAAUCUCAUCACUCAAGCAAAUAAACAUGGAUUUCAGGAACCUUUCAUAGCCUGCUGUGGACAUGGUGGGAAGUACAACUUCAACAAUAGUAGGAGAUGUGGAUUCAAAGCUACAGUUGAAGGAAAAGAGAUUGUAAUAGCGAAGUCAUGCAAAGAUCCAUCAGUCCGGGUCAGUUGGGAUGGUGUACAUUUCACAGAAGCAGCUAAUAGAUGGAUAUUUGAGAAAAUAGUUGAUGGCUCAAACUCAGACCCACCGAUUCCUCUGAACAUGGCUUGUCAUAGAAUGGAUCACUGAGACAA
This is a messenger RNA of Eucalyptus grandis, 1178 nucleotides long. Its product is annotated as GDSL esterase/lipase At3g26430. The transcript has 5 exons. The record is from RefSeq and is a predicted model, not a curated record. Lineage: Eukaryota; Viridiplantae; Streptophyta; Magnoliopsida; Myrtales; Myrtaceae. Gene Ontology annotation, molecular function: hydrolase activity, acting on ester bonds.